Molecule: messenger RNA, 3668 nt
Organism: Alexandromys fortis (reed vole)
Lineage: Eukaryota; Metazoa; Chordata; Mammalia; Rodentia; Cricetidae
Gene: Spring1
Product: SREBF pathway regulator in golgi 1
Exons: 5
Coding region: 88-705 (205 amino acids)
Biological process (GO): positive regulation of SREBP signaling pathway
Source: RefSeq, a predicted model, not a curated record
CGGCUGCUGCGGGGAGGCUGGGCAGGGGUAGGAGCGAAUUUGGAGGGUCAUGCCGCGGGGUCGUCUCUGCGCCUGCGCCGCUCCGGGAUGCAGAACCUUGCAGAGCUGCUGUGGCGCCGGGUCCUGCGCAAGCGCUGGGUGCUCGCCCUGGUUUUCGGGCUCUCGCUGGUUUACUUCCUCUGCAGCACCUUCAAGCAGGAAGAGAGGGCGGUAAAAGACCGGAACCUUCUCCAGGUUCAAGACCGCGAGCAGCCCAUUCAGUGGAAGGUCCAGUUUAACCUGGGCAACAGCAGCCACCCCAGCAACCAGUGCCGAAACUCUGUUCAAGGGAAGGAAUUCCUCACGGACGAGCUGGGCUAUGUCUGCGAGAGGAAGAACCUGCUGGCGAAUGGCUGCUGCGAUGUCAAGGUCCCCAGCACGAAGCAGUACUGCUGUGAAGGGUGCCUGGUCAGUGGUUGCUGUGAAGUCUACGAGUACUGUGUCUCCUGCUGUCUGCAGCCCAGCAAGCAACCUCUGCUGGAACGCUUCCUCAACCGGGCAGCUGUGGCCUUCCAGAACCUCUUCACAGCAGUUGAAGACCACUUCGAACUGUGCUUGGCUAAGUGCAGGACUUCAUCGCAGAGUGUGCAACAUGAGAACACGUACCGUGACCCCGUAGCCAAGUACUGCUAUGGAGAGAGCCCACCUGUACUCUUCCCCGCAUGAGGCCUGUUGGAGAGACACCCAGAACCAGCCUGGUCCACGUGAGACGAUGAAGGAGGGAGCCAAGGAGGACCCUUGGCUUUGAGCAUGUCCUGUGGCAUCCAGUGUCUCUGUCUCCCUCACCUCCAGCUGCAGCAGACAGAGCUGUUCUGUAGAGCGGGCCCGGUGUGGCCCCGGCACCUUGCCUGGUUGUGGCCAUGGGACAGCUGCAGGGCCAGGUGCUUGGUUCCGUGUUGUGGUUUCUUAGUGACUUCUCAGUGGGGGAAGUCACACUGUUUUGUGCAGGACACCUUUGCCCGUGCUGUUGGAUCCACUCAAGGAGGUGACUGCUCUACGUGGUUCCUCACUGUCACAGUGACGUCGUUGCCGCACCAGACCCAAGUAUGUCUCCAGGAGUGUGAGUGCACGGGCUUAUUUUUGGUUGUUUUAACACCUGGCCAGCAGGCCUUGUAUCUAUAUCCCAACAUCUAGGGGUGUGUAGAGCCUCAGGGAGGUGCUGGUACCCACUGAGCCUGCGUAGAGCUGCCCUGGUAUGCUCAUAUCCCUGCAAUGGUGGUCGGAGGCCUGAAUCCCCUGAUGACUCUCCCAGUGGAAUUUGCUGUCACUGUACCCCUGUUGAAACCCCUCAGCCUUGGGGCAGGGGAGCCUUUCCCUUGUCUGUCACAGAAGCCGAUGGGGACCUGGUGAAUGCGGUCUACGGCACUCGUUCGUUCAUUCUUACCGCUCGCUCUCCGCUCCUGGCUGUGUGCCAGAGGAGAGCUUGUUAAGCUCCUACUCCAGCCUAAAGUUUCACAUCUGCUCUCAGUGGGAGACAUUUGCGGUAGCCAUGCCGUAGAACAUCCCAAAUGCCAGCCGUUGUCCAGUACUUGCAGGGGUGGGCAGUUGUCACCGGUAACUGAAACUUGGGUUUCAAGCAUGGGGCAAGACCCUUCCUUCUCGACUCUCCUGUCUUUUUCUCCAGUCUCCUAUAACACACACGGCUCCUGGAGACCCUUCACUGACCCUUACAGAGGCCACAGCCAGCAUUUGUGGUUUGGGCUCAGGUUGCCCUGGUGUCAGGCAUGAGUCUCCAGGGUUUCUCUCAGCAGCUUCAUAAAGCCGCGUCUCCCAACUGUUUGCCUUCCUGAUGGAAUUUCCUUCAGCUUCCUCCAGCUUCCUCUUCCUGCUCACCUCUGUGGAUGAAAGGACAGGCUGAUGAGAGUUGUUCUCGUUUGGGGUCACCAUGCUGGGAUCAGAUCCAGGACUUUGUGUGUGACUGGCAAACUUUUUGCUACUGAGUCCUGGCCCUGGCCAGGGAAUCGAUUUUUACUGUUAGAUCCCAGUCAUUCUGUUCCAUUUGCUCUGGACUUCUCAGUGUGUGGAUUCAAAGUUCACGGAAGAACUCGGUGCACCUGCGCAUUCUGGUGCAUUCUGGAAUGUCCUGGCAUGUUCUCACAUGUUCUGGCUUGCUUGCUCAUUCUUUCUGGUAACUGGGAGAUAUAUAAUUUUUUUAAGACAGGGUCUCCCAUUGCCCAGGCUGACAUCCAGCUUCGUAUGUGUUUGAUACCAACCUUAAACUCCUGAUGCCCUCUGCACCUGCCAAGUGCUGGGGUUAUAGGUGCAUGCCAGCUGCAUGGCUCAUCAGCCUUGUAAUGCCAGUCUACCGUUGGUCAGUGUUGGUGUUGGUCAGUCACUCCCUUGGGUUCAUUUUCACUCUCAGGAGUGGCGACACGGGGUUAAUGUAAACAUCAUGCCCAUUGCCAGCUCUCUCUGACCUGGCACUGGAAAGGCAUGUGUGUGCAGUCUUUGAGUUUAUAGACCCCGAACAGUUGAGAUCAAGAUUCCAGUUUACUUGUGUUUCACUCGACAGAUGAGGAAAUAGCUUACCCUCCCAAGUCCCUACCAGAAUAGAAUAAUCAAAACCCACAGAAGAACUUCACCUCGAAUCCAGCUCACAUGUCCUCUGGUGCACCUCCACAUCAUCUCCCCUGAGAACAGACAGCUUCAGUUAUUCCAGACAGGAGAAAGCGGCGUCUGCGUCCAUGCCGAGUUGGUAAUGCAGAGGUCACUUUUGAUUGACUGUGGAAUGUGGGUUUUGUGUUUUAAUCACACUGGGGAACACACACACACACACACACACACACACACACACACACACACAGCUGGGGAAGUCUGGGGAGGGGGCUGAGUGAGAAGAGCCCCAGGUAGGAGUGGAAUUGAGGAAGCCCGGAGGCCAGUGUUCACAUUGGUAUUACCUACUUCUCUGUGACUUUCCAGGCAGAACAAACAAAAACCCCAGGACGUUCCUCCCCUGUGAAAACACUGCCUGUGAGUCUGUUGUCUGCAGGCGCGUGUGAUACCCGUUGAGGACAUCUGGUCCCUUCCAUGGGGGUGGCCCGCCCUUACUGAGCACGAUUGUUAGCUCAGCUCCUGCAGCCACUUCUCCACAGGGGUUGGAGGUGUCUGUCUGUCCUUCCCUCUGUCCGUUUCGUAAGCUGUUUUCAGUGUUCCAGUUUGUAUUUAUGAUUAUUAUUAUUUUUAAGAUCAUGAGCCUGUGUGUACCAGCUCAGACUAAAUAAUGAGUUCUGGGUUGCAAAGAGGAUUUUUUUUUAACUUAAGAUGUUUAAGGGGCAGGUGAAUUAGCCCAGUGGACCUGGGUUCGGUUGCCAGCGCCCACACAGGGGACUCACAGCUGAUGGGAUGGGGUGACCUCUUCUGUCACAGGUACCCUAAUAUGUGGCAUGCGUUCGCACAGACACUACAAACAUACAAAAGUAAUGUAAUAAAGAUAAAUCUUUAAAAAACUAAAUCACAUGUAAUCAUUGGGGGGUACACACGUGCCAUGGUUUAGGUCGGAGGAAAAGUUUUGGAAGUUGGUACGUUUAUCCACCAUGUGGGCAUGGAACUCAGGGUGUCCGUCUUGGUGGCCUUGGCCCACGGAGCCAUCUUGCUGGUCCUGCCUGAGUCUGUGUCCAUAAAUUAAACGA